This is a messenger RNA of Pieris brassicae (large cabbage white), 911 nucleotides long. It is a transcript of the gene RabX6, whose product is annotated as ras-related protein Rab-24. Lineage: Eukaryota; Metazoa; Arthropoda; Insecta; Lepidoptera; Pieridae. Bases 155 to 778 code for a protein of 207 amino acids. Gene Ontology annotation, molecular function: GTPase activity; GTP binding. The transcript has 3 exons. The record is from RefSeq and is a predicted model, not a curated record.
GUUGCAAACAUUGUAUGUUACAAUUAUCCAUAGCAUAAUAAUAAAUUGGACAAGUAAUCUAAUUAAAAUAUUUUGAUUACUAGUAUUUAGUAUUGUAUUCUAUUAUUUCACUUUAAAAAAUGUAAAAGUAGUUUCAUUGCGUUUUUCCAAAAUAAUGGCUAUCGUAAAAACUCCUGUUUUAAAAGUGAUUUUAUGUGGUGAAUAUGGUGUGGGAAAAAGUUCUAUAUUUCGACGAUUCAUAAAUAAUUCGUUCCUACCAAAUGCUGAUAGGCGAUCUACUUUGGGACUUGAUCAUUUUGAGAAACUAUAUCAAGUUGGUGACAAGGAAGUCAAGUUGCAAUUAUGGGAUACUGGAGGAAUGGAAAGGAUUGCUUCAGUGACAUCAAGUUAUUAUAAAUUUGCUGAAGCAGCAAUUUUAGUAUUUUCUUUGGAUAAUAUUUCUUCGUUUCAUGUAUUGAGUCAACAUUUGUUGGAUAUUGUGACUUACGCAGAGAAUGCAAAAAUUUAUCUGUGUGGAAAUAAGUCUGAUCUUGAAGGGACAUCUCCACAAGUAACUGAUGCUGAUAUUGAAACUUUUUGCGAACAAUGUCACAAUCUUAUUAGUAGCAUUUAUAAAACAUCAUGCAAAACCGGAAAAGGCAUCGAAGAGAUGUUUAGUGACAUUGCAUCACAACUGGUAGAGUCAAAUCGUUCAAGAAUUGAGCUCCAAGCUUUAGACCACAACAGUUUUAAAAUAUCUCAACCUGAAUCUCCUGAGGAACCAUCAUGCAGUUGCUAAUUUCGUCUUGAAAUGCAAUGUAACUUUUAUAAGACUUAGUAUUUUAGCUUACAAUUUAUGUCUGAAAUAUUAUACAUAUAUGCAUAAAUUUUAUAUGUGUAUGUGCUAUGUUUGUAAUAAACUAUCAAUUAUG